Messenger RNA from Meira miltonrushii, 3171 nucleotides. RefSeq names its product putative GCV2-glycine decarboxylase P subunit. Bases 1 to 3171 code for a protein of 1056 amino acids. Gene Ontology annotation, biological process: glycine decarboxylation via glycine cleavage system. Gene Ontology annotation, molecular function: glycine binding; pyridoxal phosphate binding; glycine dehydrogenase (decarboxylating) activity. Gene Ontology annotation, cellular component: mitochondrion; glycine cleavage complex. NCBI's taxonomy places the organism in Eukaryota, Fungi, Basidiomycota, Exobasidiomycetes, Exobasidiales, Brachybasidiaceae. The record is from RefSeq and is a predicted model, not a curated record. The transcript has 2 exons.
AUGGCCGCUCGUGCGGUGCGGUCACCUGCCCGUCAGAUAGGCCUGGCAACCGCAGCAACCGAGCGUAAUUCCCCCUCUUUAGGUUCAAAACCACUUGCAGAAUCUUUAUUCGCUCCUUUGGACAAAUUUGCUCCUCGUCAUUUAGGACCUCGUGGAUCAGAUCAAGAACAAAUGCUUUCUGCUCUUGGUUAUUCUUCCAUCGAAGAUUUCGUCAAUGAUACUCUACCCAAUUCUAUCCGUCUCAAACCGGCUGAGGGUGUAGAACAGAGGCUACCAGCGCUAUCUGAAAGCGAACUACUCAGAAGGGGAGACGAGAUUGCCAAAAUGAACGAAGUAAAGAAAAGUUUAAUCGGUAUGGGAUACUGGAAUAGCAAUGUGCCUCCAGUCAUCCUACGUAACAUCUUGGAAAAUCCAACCUGGUAUACUAGUUACACACCAUACCAAGCAGAAAUUGCACAGGGAAGACUCGAGUCAUUGAUCAACUACCAAACCAUGGUCAAAUCUUUGACUGGUCUUGAUAUUGCCAAUGCUUCCUUGCUCGAUGAAGCUACCGCCGCUGCUGAAGGUGUCAUCUUAGCGUACAACCAAGGCAAAGGCAAAAAGAACACAAUCCUCAUCGAUCGAGCAGUUUUACCACAAACCGUUGCCGUCAUUCAACAACGCGCCAAAGGUUUUGGUAUCAAGGUUGUCCAAUGUGACUUGCGUACACCACAAGGUACUCGUUUACCCUACGGAGAAGGCGAAGGAUCAAUCAAACGUGAAGAUGUGAUGGGUAUAUUGGUUCAAUAUCCCGACGUUGAUGGUCGUAUCGUUGAUUGGUCCUCUUUGGCAGAAGAGAUUCACAAAGAUGGCGGUUUGGUGAUCGCAGCUACUGAUCUGUUGGCUUUGACGAUGAUCAAGCCUCCAGGAGAAUGGGGAGCAGACAUUGCUGUGGGUAAUGCAGCCCGUUUUGGUGUCCCACCAGGAUAUGGGGGUCCUCAUGCUGCCUUUUUCGCUGUGCGUGAUGGACUCAAGCGUCGUAUUCCCGGUCGUCUCGUUGGUUUGAGUAAGGAUGCAAAUGGCAAGCCCGCCUACCGUCUUGCUUUACAGACCCGUGAACAACACAUCCGUCGUGACAAGGCUACUUCAAACGUUUGCACUGCUCAAGCUUUGUUGGCGAACAUGAGUGCCAUGUACGCCGUUUACCAUGGUCCUGAAGGUCUCAGAAAGAUUGCUGCAAAGACUCAUGCUCUGACUCGCUUGUUGAAACAUAUUCUCGUCACUUUGGGUUUCCGUGUCAUCAACCGUGAUGGUGCAUUCUUUGACACACUUACCGUUGAUCUUUCCACUUCUGGAGUUGGAGCUGUUCGCGUUCAUUCGAUCGCAUCUGAUGCUGGCUUGAACUUGCGCAGAAUCAGUGGAUCUCGUGUCGGUAUCACACUUGAUGAAACUGUCAGCAUUGAAGAGAUGACUGAUUUGGCAAACGUGUUCAGAACAGCAAAGGAAAGCGGUAAAGAGGUUGUGGAUGAAAAGAAUGCCUUCUCCCCUCAAGAUCUCAUCAAGCUUGCUGGCGACCUUGGAUUGGAUGCUUCAUCCGUUGAGACUCUGUCUAUCGCAACACCUACACCAGCUUUGCCUAGUGAUAUACCCGCAUCAGCUGAAGCAGACAAGUUCUUGGCACAUGCCGAUGGCCUACCCGAUGUUGCCGAUUUCGCCCGUCAAUCAAAAUACCUGACCCAACCAGUAUUUAGCUCACAUCAGAGUGAGACACAACUGCUGCGAUACAUUCAUCAUUUGCAAUCAAAGGAUCUCUCUCUGGCCCAAGCAAUGAUUCCUUUGGGAAGCUGCACAAUGAAGCUAAACAGUACAUCAAGCAUGAUGUUACUGUCGAAGCCUCAAUUUGGCGCUCUUCAUCCUCUCAUUCCGGAAGAUCAAGCUCGCGGAUAUGAUGUCUUGAUUCGAGAACUUGAGCGGGAUUUGUGCCUUUUGACUGGCUUCCCCGCUGUUAGUCUGCAACCAAACAGUGGAGCACAAGGUGAAUUUGCUGGUUUGAGUGUGAUUCGCGCUUAUUUGGACAGUAUCAAUCAAUCUCAUCGCGACGUUUGCUUGAUCCCUAAUUCAGCACACGGUACCAACCCAGCAAGUGCCAUCAUGGCCGGAAUGAAGGUUGUCGCUGUGAAGAACAGACAUGAUGGUACAAUUGACAUGGACGAUUUGCGCGCAAAGGCAGAGCAACAUAAGGAAAAGCUUGCCGCUUUCAUGGUCACUUAUCCAAGCACAUUCGGUGUAUUUGAAGAUGGUGUUCAAGAAGCAUGCAAGAUUAUUCACGACUUUGGCGGUCAGGUAUACAUGGACGGUGCAAAUAUGCAAGCUCAAGUCGGAUUGACGAAUCCUGCUCUCAUUGGUGCUGAUGUUACCCAUUUGAACUUGCACAAAACAUUCUCCAUUCCACACGGUGGAGGUGGUCCAGGUGUAGGACCAAUCUGCUGUGCAGAACACUUGGCACCUUAUUUGCCCGGUCAUCCUCUUGCAUCCGUUGGUGGUGAACGUGCGAUCGAUCCUAUUUCUGCUGCACCAGUCGGUAGUGCAAGCAUUUUGACAAUCGCAUGGGCUUAUAUCAAAAUGUUGGGCUGGAAGGGAUUACGUCAAUCAUCUGUCACGUCUUUGCUAUCGGCUAACUAUAUGGCACACAGACUGGCACCUCACUACAAGCUGCGUUACAGUAACGAGAAGGGUCGUGUCGCCCACGAAUUCUUGUUGGAUUUGGCUGACCUAUCCAAGGUUGUCAGCGUUAGCGAUGUUGCCAAGCGCUUGGCAGAUUACGGCUUCCAUGCGCCUACUUGCUCUUGGCCAAUCAGCACUGGUAUGCUUGUUGAGCCAACAGAAAGUGAAUCGUUCGAUGAAAUCACACGCUUCUGCGAUGCAAUGAUUGCAAUCCGUAAAGAGAUUCAAGAUGUUGUCGACGGCAAGCAAGAUGCUCACAACAAUGUUCUCAAGAAUGCACCUCACACCAUCGAGACUUUGAUUGGUGAGAAGUGGGACAGACCUUAUUCUCGUGACACAGCAGCAUACCCUGUCGAAGGCUUGAGAAGUAUCAAAUUCUGGCCUGCAAGUGGACGUGUUGAUGAUGCACACGGCGACAAGAACCUUGUUUGCGAAUGUGGAACGGUUGAGGAAUAUGCUUCUGAAUGA